AUGUCCGACACCGAAAACCAGAGAACGACCGCUGUCGCGCCGCGGUUCAAGAGGUCGCACCUCUGGGAGCCGGCUAUCGUGAAUCCGCUCAACCUGAAGAGCUACACGAUCCCGAUUCUCAACCUCAACGACCCGUACUCGCGGGCGUUCCACCUCUCAUGGCUCGGAUUCUUUGUCGCGUUCCUAUCAUGGUUCGCCUUCCCACCUCUCAUCCCAGAGGCCAUCCGGUCAGACCUCAGCCUGUCCAACGCGGAGGUCGGCAAUUCAAACAUCAUCGCCCUGCUUUCGACGCUCGUCAUCCGUGUCAUUGUCGGGCCCCUUAUCGACCGCUAUGGGCCUCGUAAGGUCAUGGCGGCACUCCUGGUGUUGGGUGCCAUCCCUUCUGGCCUUGCAGGAACGGCAAAGGACGCCAACACGCUCUACGUGUUGAGGUUCUUCAUUGGUAUCCUCGGAGCGACGUUUGUCCCCUGCCAGGCGUGGACAUCAGCGUUCUUCGACAAAAACUGCGUCGGGACGGCCAAUGCGCUCGUUGGCGGCUGGGGAAACAUGGGCGGUGGUGCAACGUUCGCCGUCAUGGUCGCUCUUUUCCAGAGCCUCACUGUCGACCGGGGCCUCUCAUCCCACAGCGCCUGGAGGGCUGCUUUCGCCAUCGUCCCCGUUCCUAUCCUCCUGACCACCGCCCUUCUGACCAUGGUCUUCGGACAGGAUCACCCUGCCGGCACCUGGGACCAGCGGCACAACAUCCCCGCUGCCGCCCUUGCUGCCGACGAGUUCGUCGAGUCCGAGUCUACCAGCACCGAUAAGACGCCGGAGAAGGACUCGAAGAAGGACUCCACCGACCACGGCAUGGUGCGGGUGGUUAGCGUCUCCGAGAAGGAGAAAGAGAUGGGCUCUGUUGUUCAACCCCCCAUUCGGUCGACGGUCGACGUUGCAGUCAAUGAGCACCUCACGCUGGCCAGCACGGCCAAGAUCCUCCUCAACCCGUUGACUUGGUUGCCGGCGUUUGCGUACCUCACGACGUUCGGCAUCGAGCUGGUUAUUGAUAGCAAGAUGGCCGACGUACUAUACCACCUCUUCGCGACGAAGAGGCAGGGUUUCGAUCAGACCACUGCGGGCUACUACACCUCCAUUUUUGGUUUCCUGAACUUGGUUACUCGACCUCUGGGUGGCUAUCUAGGCGACGUCGUCUAUCGGUACUACGGCACACGAGGAAAGAAGAUCUGGACGCUUGCCUGCGGCCUUAUCAUGGGAGCUUCCAUGAUUGGGGGUGGGUUCUAUCUUCAAAACACCCGGGUAAACGGGGAUUCUGAACUGCCUACCUUGAUGGGUGUGUUCGGUGUGGCGAUGAUUUUCUCCGAGUUGGGCAACGGCGCCAACUUCGCCCUCGUCCCUCAUUGCAACCCGUACAACAAUGGCGUUAUGUCUGGCAUUGUCGGCUCGUUCGGAAACUUGGGCGGAAUCGUUUUCGCCAUCAUCUUCCGCUUCCAAACACAAGCGGGGCAGGCGUUCUGGAUAAUGGGGGUGCUUUGCGUCGCUCUCAACGCCAUCCUGCUUCCUGUUAGGGUGCCCAAGUACUAA
Cyclocybe aegerita is the source of this 1578-nucleotide messenger RNA. The record is from the annotation of a GenBank genome assembly. NCBI's taxonomy places the organism in Eukaryota, Fungi, Basidiomycota, Agaricomycetes, Agaricales, Hemipholiotaceae.